Molecule: messenger RNA, 2132 nt
Organism: Cherax quadricarinatus
Lineage: Eukaryota; Metazoa; Arthropoda; Malacostraca; Decapoda; Parastacidae
Source: RefSeq, a predicted model, not a curated record
CACAUUUUCAGGGAUUUGAUCAUGAACAUUAUGUAGUGGAUAUAUAUUCAGUGGUACCUCGGGAUAUGAACUAAAUUCGCUCCAGAAGGCUGUUCGAGUGGUGAUACCGAACGAAUUUGUUCCCUAAGGAAUAAUGUAAAUUAGAUUAAUCCAUUUCAGACCCCCAAAAAUACAGUUACAAAAGCACUUACAUAAAUACACUUACAUAAUUGUUUGAGUUUUGAGCUGUUCUUAUCCCGAGGUACCACUGUAUUUGCCUAUCUUAUUUUUGGGGAGAUAGGAAGCUCCUUGUUAAUUUCCCCUCAAGGAAAAUUCCUUGAUGUUGGUGAGGGGCUCUUGGUCUAGGGAAUUGGAUCUGUGCUCUGGUUCCCUGAAUUAAGCCUGAAUACCUUCCACAUUCCCCCCAUAGGCACUGCAUAAUCCUACAAGGUUUAGCACUCCCCCUUGAUUAUAAUAAUAAUCCUUGUUAAUUAAGAGUCCCUUCAUUAUAUUCUGAAAUUUUCCAUGUGUACUUUUAAAGUGCUACCCAGUCAUUACUUUACACCUUCAGCAGGUUUAUUACUCACUGGGAGAAUAUAAAUUUAUCAGAGUACAAACUGAAUUACAAUUUUUUUAUAUUUCCUUUGCCACACAGGACUGCUCUUGGCCAACCUGACACCACUAGUGGUAGUGGAAGCACCAUGUGAAUGGCGAUGGGCGGCAGCUAUGUCACUGCUGCUGGUGGUGAUGGGCCAGUGCAUGUUGUUCGUGGGUGGCUACCAGUACACUCCAAUUGACCUGGUACCUCCCUAUGCUGCCACUCUCUCUGGUCUGGCUAACUCUUUCAAUGGCCUAAAUGGCCUGGUGGUACCCAUUGUGGUGGCCUACCUCACGCCCACGGGGAGUCGAGCAGAGUGGCGGCUGGUAUUUUGGGUGAGUGCCGUCCUCUCCUUCCUCGGUAUACUUGUAUUCAUCAUCUGGGGCAGUGCUGAGAGACUGCCCUGGGUGCCCACCACCAGAUCACACUCCAGUCUUUCUAGGAAAGUUGUUCUUCAGAGACCAGAAGAAAAGGAGGGAUCAUCAAUAUAAAUGACAAGAAACCAAGAAAUCACAGGAGAAACUUCGCCUGCUUUUAGAUGCCCAUUGGGUCAUUAUACAUACAUUCCAAAAGUGUCCAUUAAAAAAAUCAGUCUACAGCAAUAGUGGGAAUGCAAGAAACACAGAAUUAAGAAGAAAUCAAUUUUGAGUGACGUAGCUUUUAGAAUUUUAGGCAAAUUAAUACAGCAUAGAAUGUAUUUCACCAUUUUACAUAUACAGUACAGUCCACUGUAUCCCCAUGGAGAUAAAUGGUAUACAACAUGAUGGAAAAAAUACACAUAAAUGCAGUAUAAUGCAAUCCUUUAUUGACAACAUGUAUAUAAGGAGGAUAGUGACGUGAAGGGUCAGGUGAGGAAUGUUGAAGUUGAUUGAUGAGAAGACGUCCUUCUCAAAUUCAGCUUCUUCUCAGCAAUCACUUUCAACAUUUCUCACCUGACCCUUCACAUCAUUAUGCUCCUUACAUAUACACAUGUACUUUCUGCUCAGGUAGAUCUGCUUUUAAUUUGAUAAAGCCAACUGUGUGGGCAAAAACAUUAAGAAAGGAUUCUAUUAUGCUGCAUUUGUCUAUUUUCGCACUAUAUCCCCUUAUUCAAAUGUGCACUGAUAUUAAUAUAUGUUUGUAUUUAACAUUUCACUAUAAGUGGGCAGGAAAAUGCAUUGGUUUAUAAACCUUUCAAUCAAACUUACUCAAUUCAUUCCUGAUCACAUCAAAAAAUCUAAUUAGGGGUUAUUAAAUGAUCAAUAAAAGCUGAUGUCCAGUUAUAUUACAUUAAACUGUAAAUAAAUUAAUUUAGGAUUUAGAAGGCAUUAACAUGGUAUUGUAACAAAGAUUGAAUUCCAUCCUCCAGCAUAAAUUCUUGUGACACCGCUGUUGAAUACCUGAGUAGGUUCCUCAGUCAUAUCUGUGUGACCCAGUCCAAGCUGCCCAUACCUAAAAUUUUAAAUUAAUCACAUUAAUAUUAAAUUAUAUAAGGGAUACAAUUAAUUGUUGUUCUUUUUACAGGAACUGAUUAUUAUGCUAAAUUUGAAUAUACAACAAAUAUACUGCACAUUAU